This is a messenger RNA of Drepanopeziza brunnea f. sp. 'multigermtubi' MB_m1, 945 nucleotides long. Lineage: Eukaryota; Fungi; Ascomycota; Leotiomycetes; Helotiales; Drepanopezizaceae. The record is from RefSeq and is a predicted model, not a curated record.
AUGGCUGCCCGCAUGUUUGCCCCAAAGGUUGCUUCCCUCGUGGGAUCAACCUCCGCCAAAGUCGCUCGUCCUGUUGUUCGCAGCAGCAUCCAGAGCUCCCAGCGUGCUUUCUCCGCAGACCAGCUCAAGCCAAUUGAGCUCGAGCUCUCUGGACCAAUCCACUGUUCCUGCCCUUCGGCCGAUAAUUUGCUAAAGAUGAGUCUUCCAGGUGCCGCCAUCCGCUCCAACACUCCAUUCCAGACCAUCAAGCGUCAACAAGCUUCCCAAAUCCUCUCCGCUACCCGCAACGUUGCCGGCAAGCGUCACUUCAACUCUGAGAUCGCCACCGCCAUGGUCCAGGUCUCCCAGAACUUGGGUAUGGGUUCCGCUGCCAUUGGUCUCGGAGGUGCCGGUAUCGGUAUCGGUAUGGUCUUCGCCUCUCUGCUCACCGCCGUUGCCCGCAACCCUAGCAUGCGUGGUCAACUCUUCUCCUACGCCAUUCUCGGUUUCGCUUUCGUUGAGGCCAUCGGUCUGUUCGACCUCAUGGUUGCCAUGAUGUGCAAAAGCAUUAGAGCGAGGCAAACUGGUCUUCAGCGGUCAACAGUUCCAUUAAUCUCAAGCUUUGGCUCUUCUGUCCUUCCCAUGUUCAUUGUACGCAUCGUGGUGCUUCGGGUGAGAGAAGAACGUCCGCACCGCAAUCCCCGAUACUCGACAAUCAUGAACGACAAGGGAAGCGAAGGAACGCUAGAGCGCGGGAUAUCGGAACGACUGCUGGGGGGACGGUCCGAUGCUGCAGAUAAAUAUGCCAGCCGGCCUGAGGAGGAGGAGGAAAAGGAAAAGGAAGAGGAGGAGAUAGUGGAGGGGGAGGUAGUGGAGGGGGAGGUAGUGGAGGAGGAGGAGGAGGAGGUGGAGGAAGAAGAUGAGGAGGAAGAAGAUGAGGAGGAAGACGAAAAGGACGAUGAGUAA